Molecule: messenger RNA, 11794 nt
Organism: Dendronephthya gigantea
Lineage: Eukaryota; Metazoa; Cnidaria; Anthozoa; Malacalcyonacea; Nephtheidae
Product: WD repeat and FYVE domain-containing protein 3-like
Exons: 66
Coding region: 132-11057 (3641 amino acids)
Molecular function (GO): protein binding; metal ion binding
Source: RefSeq, a predicted model, not a curated record
UCAAAGCACUUGUAACAGCAGCCGUCAGCCCCGCACCGACUAUAAGCAAUUUGAGCUGUAAAAACAGGCCGAAUUCUUGUCUAAAAUGAAAAGAAAUAAAUAGAAGCCCUUUCCAAAAUACAUCAACGGCAAUGAAUCCGAAGGGAAUCGUCCGAAUGCUGAUGGGCCGCCGUCCAACUGUGGAUGACACUUCGACAUUCACUGGCGAUGCCGGCCUAAGUUUGAUGCAUCUUCGUAAGCUUUUCAUGGAGUUUAUCCACUCAUCGGUGCCUCUAACGUUGAAAGAACAAGAGGAGAAGCUCUACGCUAUGCUACCUGUGUUUAACAAAGUGUUCUCGAAAGCGGGAGGGACGGAAAUGACCGAACGCUUUGGAGACGUCCUUCAAUUUGCAGCACACACUUCGCGACUGAUGGUCAACGAAAUACGAAGACAUGCAGUAAACAGAUCGAACGACAACGCUAGCACAGCAAUCAUGAACUUCCUCAUAGAAAGACGAGAUAACAACCCGCAAUCUGGCUGGAACCUCCUGAAUAGUUUAAGCAUUUUGGCGAACGGGGAAAGCGCGAUAAUUUCGGACAUGAUAGCGACUCAAUUGCCAUCAACUUUGGUGCAUUGUUUGUACUUGUUUUUUGAACUUCCUCGGCCUUCAGCAUCGUCAAACGAGGAAUCGGACGCCUUAGAGAUCUCCUAUUCGACAGUGCAGAGACUAUUUAUACAGUUGCUUGUCCGUUUAUGCAAUCAGGGCAUCACAGCACAGGAACUUGUCAGGACAGAUGACUUGUUUAUUCUGUUCACUGCAAUGACUUGUAAGUGCCAGCCUCACAACAUUGGUUGGCGGACGGGAAUUUGUGAGGUUCUAACGAGCAUAACUCGCCACGGCUUCAGAGAUGAUGUCUGCAAUUACAUUCACGGUAAAUCAUGUGUCAGUCUAUGUGUUUCAAGUAUGCGGCAAAUUCAAACUGAGACGCCUUUGGAACUUGUCGAGAUGUUCAUCACCAUCUUUAGAAUUCUGCAAGACUCCACUGCAAUUUCACCUGUGCUGAUGGACGACUUCCGCUCAUGCCAAGGUUAUCUGUUCCUUCAAGAGUACCUAUUACAACUUGGGGAAAUGGACGACCAUUUAGCCGCAGAGGCUUGUCGUAGUAUGGUUAUAUGUGUAUCGGAUUUUGCCAUGGUUGGUUAUACGCCAUUGAGGCCAUCUCAGAGCAUUGGUGCCCCAUUUCAAGAUUCAGAAUUUCAGAUGCCUGAGGCAACAGAAAAUGGAAAAACUGUUCGAAAUAUCGAAGCAUUUCAUGUUUUACAAGCAGUAUUUGUUAGGAGCGAUGAUGGUCUUUUAUGUCAGCACAUUCUCGACUCAAUACGACGCAUCUACACUUCGGAUCCGGUGAAUUAUUUCAUCCUCGAACAACAGAGAACCAUCUCAACAUUCAUUGGAAAAAUUAAUGAAAAAGAAGCCCCAAUUCAGGAAAAAGUUUUAAAAUUAAUCGAGUUUGUCGCAUGCAACCUCAACUGGACGCCUUCACCAGAGCUCAUUUCCCUAAGCAUGUUGUUUAAAAAUACAAGGGUACAUAGUUCAUGGAUUUUCGCAUUAGAAGUUCUUAUUCAACUGGUAAACUACAAGGAUCAAUAUAAACAUGUUUUUCGUGAUGUUGGCCUUUUGGAAGUGUUGACGAACUGCUUAGUUUAUUAUUCUGUUGCAUUGGAAAAGAUGUCAAACAUGGAGGGUUCAGAGAGUGACGAUAUUUCAGCCAAAGAAACUAAAAGUUUUAAGGUCGAUCCUGAACUCAUCCCAGAUGAGGACACUUUGGCAAAAUAUGCCGAUUAUCCCAUGUUACUGAUGGAGUGUGUUCGUAUAAUGCUCGAGAAAUGCUCGGAAAAUGCCGCGAUGUUUCGUCAUUGCGGCGGAGCACAAUGUGUCCAAGGUUUGGUAAAGUACGAGAACUCCCGAGGAGAGGCGUUGAAAAUUAUUCAAGAGUUAAUUUUGGAUGGUGGAAGAGAUGACCUAGGAGCGUUGCUGAGAUCAACAAACACCUGCACCACGCUGGUCGUCCCGAUGAAGAUCGCCCUCUUACGAACAGUAAUAAGAGUGUUUGCCUUGGAGCCUGGGACGAGGGCAAUGUUUCGUGACGUCGGCGGGUUUGUUUACGUCAUAUCCGUGCUCAUGAGCAUGGAGGGAGCUUUGAGCAAUAACCCCAACCCGAUAUGGAAGGAUGUUGAAAGAUCCGACAUUUUGGAAUUAUUUCGUGUCGUUUUCUACGUUCUCACAAGCGCCAUGCAGGAUGAACCCGCAAACAAAACUUUUUUCAUGGAUGAGGUGCGUUACAAAGGUUUAGCAGACAGCCUACGUCUUCUUGGGUGUUUCGAUACGAACAGCACAACGUUAUCCGAAGGACGGAUAGUUUCUCCGACCGGAAUGAAGACCCGCCUGAAGCGCACCCGCUCAGCCCGAUCAUCAAUAUACGUCGACCCGCAGAUCCCUAAAUUUCAUCCCGCAUCUUCCCUAUUCGCUGCUUUACAUGUCCUGCACUGCCUGCUGGAUAUGGCGAUGGAUUCGUUCACUCUCAAGUCAGACACAUCAAUCAGCGAUGACACCGACACAAGUCGUGUUUAUCCGUUGGACGUGUCUUGCAUCUGUCACCCAGGAGCUGUCACCGUUCUUGUGGAGCUGUUGCCGUCCAUUUUUGAGUCUCAGGAAGAUCUGAUUUUGCAUGAGGAUGGGGACUAUCAGGAUGCUCUUGAUUUACAGCUUUAUGUCGCGAACAAAGUGCAAUCGUGUUUACGUUCAGAACGCAAUCAACAAGUCAUGUGUCAGGCUGGUCUCCCUCAGCAGAUGCUCUUGCAUUGUCAAGCUGCCUUGGAGCUCGAGGAACAUCCACUUCACUUACCUUUACAGAGAGUAUUUGAGCGUCUUGCAACCCAGGCACUCACCCCAGUUGUACUAAGGGAUUUCAUGAGACUCGCGCUUCCGCUUCGUUGCGCCGACGUGGAAAUUCACGAAGUAACGAAACGAGAGGAUAGAAGAAAGGCCGACAUGAUAGACGGCGGCUUGACCAAUAAGAACACGCCAGAUCACGUCAGCAAAGAUACAAACCCGGAUGUACACAAACAAUCUUUGAUUAAAGACUUUAACGAGGCAAUAUUCCCAUCCGGAAAUCGUUUUUCUGGCAAUCGCUCAAGGUCAAGCUCGGCCAACAGUUCUUUGUCAGGGGGUGAAGAUGGACUCGAUGGGAACAGUGAGGAUAAUCUUCACCGUCAUCUAAAGUCCCGUGUUAUCCCUAAGAGUACUAAGAGACCUCGCAGGAAACCUCGAAGUAAAUCAAAAUCCAAGUUUUAUACACCGUCUCCAAGUUCUUCAAUCGAUGGGAUUGAUGAUGAUAUAGGGUCACCAGAGGGUAAUAAGGGACCUUUAGAGUCACCUGACAGUUGUUUAGGAUAUUCUGUGAGCGAUGCAAGUACCCCAGUGGGUAUUCCUAAUUUAGGGUCACUUCGGGGUAACGUAGAUUUAACUGCUAUGAAUAAUACGCUUCCCGUUGAGACCUUGAUAGUGAAUGAACGACGUAGGACUAAAAGGGAUUGUAAGGGAUCGAAUGGUAUUUCUAGGGCUAUAAUUGCUGGACAAGACAAUGAAAAUAAAAAAAAUGACGGGCCUUUAUUGGAUACUGGUGGUCAACAAGGUACCUCAGGAGUAAACGAGUAUGAUAUUGUUAGUAUGUCAAAUGAGGGUUCUCUAGAGAGUAUUCAGGCAGAACACGCUGGGUCUGAGUUUUCAAAUCAAUUAUCCAGAGGUAAUGAAGGAUUAUCCCUUACUAAUGACUCUGGAGGAGUUUUUAGGAGUCCGAGGAAUAAGAAUACAUACUCUGAUUUAAUUUCUGGAACUCACAAUGUGAUGGGAUCUUCAGUUGACAGCACUGGUGGUGGUAAUAAACUAACCAACGGUCCCCCAACCAAGCUGGAUCUUGGUUUGAACACUCUGACGGACAUCAACUCGGUUACCGAAAUUGCAACCCGGCAAGGAGGCGGCCCUGUGGCCUUGUCUAGGAUCAAAUGUUUAGUUUCCAUGACAACGCCACGUGAUAUGCAUCUGUGUGGGACAACCAGCUUACCUGGGUUCGUUGAGUUUAAUAUGAGUUUGGAUGGUUAUGGAUGUCUGUACUUUCCCUCCAUCGCCCCUCAUGUACCACCAGAUACAGCAAUAGUGGGCGCAAUGACGGGAGUCUCAUCAGCGAUGAUUGGCGCCGUGCAUGGAAUGGGCGCUAGCGAUCGUAAUUUCCCGCCACAAGCUGGGCUCACGUACAUCGCGUGGUUUUGUGUCGAGAGAUUCAGCAGUCCUUUCCAGGACCCACAUCCCGUUCGGUUGCUCACGAUACUCUGGAGAACAAAACAGCUCAACAAAACCCACCGUGAAGACACGUGUUUAAAUAUUCGUCUGUCAGCAACAGACUUGGAUCGCUCGCUUGUGGUGACAACAGAGGAAGAAUUAACCGGACAUACACCGCCUGGGAAGAAAUCAAAAUCUCGAAACGAGGCAAGAUUUUCCCUUCGCGACCGUAUCAAGGAGGGAUACUGGCAUCAUGUUGUCGUGACCUUGAACAGAGGAUUCAUUCACAAACCCAGCACAGCCACCGUAUAUCUUGAUGGCGGAUUCGUCGGGACUGAAAAGCUACGUUAUAUUCAAAACACAUCACCCAGCAAUGCUCCGUACACGGUAUCAACAAUUGACACUUACAUCGGCACUCGUCGUUCUCUCAGACGUUGUUCAAAGUUAAUAUGGCAGCUAGGACCAUGUCAUCUCUUAGAGGAACCAAUUCAGGCAACUGAAGCUGCACUUAUGUAUCAACUUGGCCCAAGCUAUCUUGGUAGCUUUCAAGCACCUUUUAUUAACAAGAAUAGUCACAGUGGCGAACGUGAAAUACGAGAGCCACUCGUAGCUGAAGCUAACAUCGUGUUUGGUCUCCACGCUCAUGCAACCUCGCUGCUGACCAUUGCGAAGCUUAGAAAACAUUUCUCAAAAGCUGAAAGUCGCACUGUUGCACACAAGCUUGGUUUGUCAAAAAAGGAUAACUCAACCCCAGUCCGCUUGGUUCACAACACGGCCGGUCACCUUCAAGGUCCUUCAAGGUGUCUCGGUGGAGUUAUUAUUGGGAUUUCAGGUGUGAGAACAUUCAACCCCAGGCCCGUGGCUGAGCUGAUAUGCUGCGUUGGCGGGACGAUUACUUUGCUCGGGCUCGUUGCCAUGGCAAAUGACGUGGAAAUGUUGUAUGCCGCUGUGAAGGCCCUCAGCUGUGUCCUGAAGCAGAGUUUUUCGUCCAGACAGGAUAUGGAACGAAUCAAAGGAUAUCAGAUCCUUGCGCUUUUAUUCAAAAGAAAAAGUCAACUUUUAAACACGCAUAUACUUCAUCUUACAUUCGCCCUCGUCGGGACAGUCGACAGCGAAAGAGAAAUGUCUACCAUCCCGAAUGAAAUUGCUUUCAAAGAUCUGUUGUGUGACUUCGAAGUUUGGACGCGAGCUCCAGAGAAUUUACAAAAAUCGUUGGUUGCCCACUUCCUGGAACUGCUCAGUGUUCCAACUCAGCUUUCCAUCAACGUUAAACUCAUGCAAGAACUGGGUGUCAUUUCAAAACUGUUGUUCGUUUUGAAAGAUGACACAAUUCCCGUGGCAACGAUCAAAAUGACGUGUGAAGUUUUGACCAUAUUACUGAAUCAUGGCAAUGACAAGAGAAAUAUACUGAGAUUUGGUCAGUUUCUAACAUGGACGCUAAGUUCUCCGGACCAAAAGGAAUCUCUGAUCGACAUCAAUGCCAUCGAAAACACGCUUUUAUCACCAGAAGCCAAGGCGGAAACCGCAGAACAGCGAAUGGGAAAGAAGAUCAUUUUGAGAAAUUCUUUGUUGGAGAUCUUCCUUGUCCUUGUCGCUGGUGCUAAGAAAGGACAGGUCAAUGAAAGAUUUUCGCUUUUGAUUCAGGAGAUUCUUGGCUUUGACUGGGUCAUGUUAUUCAUGAAAGAGAAUAUUCAUAGUUCCACCGUAGUGCGAGCACUGAGACUCCUCGUCAUGAUUCUCAGCGAGAGCAGUGCUUUGGGUCGAUUCAAAGAAGGCUCUUGCAAUGGCGGCUGGUUAAGAGGAACGGACGCUCUGGGAAGUAAAUCUGUUCAUGUUGUUGCAGGGUUUGAAGUGAGGGCUUCUUCAAGCCAGGAGGGGUUUUGUGAAGUGAACAAAAGCGUUGUCAAUGUUCCUGGUUUUGUUAGUCUGAAUCAACUUCUAUCAAAACAUGUUGAUAUCCCGGAAAUUUAUCAUUUGGUCAUCAGUCUUUUGCUGAAACAUCCUGUCGCAGAUGUGGACGCUGGGAAGCAGUUUGAUUGGGACAGUUUGUAUCAUGUAUUUUGGGUGUCACAGACCUCCAUAUCGAACACCAGUCCCCCACCUUCUCCACUCGGACCAGAGAAACAUUCCAUCUACUGCGCCGAGGCGGCCUGUGUUCUGCUGACUAUGGCGAGGAUGGUGUGUGCCAAGGAAUGGCAGAACUGUUCCCAAGGCUCUUGGCUUGAAGAGUAUCCAAUCACAGUGAUCCAGUUUCUAACAUUUCUCUAUCACAACGUGGAUCAGUUCUCAGCGAUUUCAUCAAGCCACGAUUUUAUUGAACAUUUGGUUGCUAUCGCAUUCCCUGAAGUUAAACAAGUGCGAAUUACCUCGAAAGAUGAUGCCUCUCUUGAGAUUUUAACGCGUGCUCGAGGAACUGUUGUUUUGUGCAACGAUGACAUGGAAACUCUCAUACGACAUCCGGUUAAGAAGUUGAUCAUGGAUUUUAUCAGGGUUGUUAUUACGGAUGCUAUUACAACCCCGCCAUUUUUGAAAGCUGCCAGUUUGCUUGAUAUGAUUCUGGAGAGUGUUCCACAAUCUAGCAAGCUUCAUCAGAUCCAAGAAUUCCAAACAGAAGUUCUCAAUUCGCAAAUGGAAUAUCUGCUUGCGGGUAACCUCUUGAGUAACCCGGGAAAGGUUUUAGUGUCCAUUUGUAGUUUCACAGCAAAAGUCGUCGACAAACUGUGGCAAGAAACGUUUAACCUCGGCUACAAACCAAUUUUUCACUUCAUCAUUUCAAUUAUUAAUUCAAGCAAAGGGCAUUCUGCUGCCAAAGACGGGGCAUUUCAUUCGUUGAACCGAGUAAUUUUAUAUCAAUUAUCAAGACAGCUUAAGGAAUUGACAGACUUCACAGUGAUGUUGGACUUUCUUCACAUGUUAACUGCGAACAAUCGCAUCGUAUUUUCAUCCGUUAACAACAACGCUGAGUUCACCGCUAGUUUAUGCUACCACCUGUUGAUCAUGACCGGAGCUAUUCUGCCAGAAUACACGAACCACGAGGAUGGGCAUUCUGGUGGGAGUAGUCCAGUUGCAGGACCCAGCGACCUGAGCCACAGUGGUGCCUUGUUGAGUGCUGCAGCUGAACGAGUAUGGGAGGUUUUUAUUCAGAAUAAAAGAGAGGUGAUCGAAAGUGUGUUCAAAAUAGACUUUCCGAAAUCAAAUUUCACGAAAUAUCCUUAUGGCUCCGAAGGCAUGGGAGAUAUACCGACAAAAACUUUUAAAACAAUGAAUUUGGAUCCGAAAUCUCUGGGUCCCACCUUGUUAGAACCUUCUAAAAAGGUCUGGGACGCUUUCCAUAAUUCUCAGCUCAAACAUAAAACAGAAAGUCCAAAGAUCCAGAGACCCGUUAAAAUGGGUUUAAGUCGGCGAACAGUUAAUACUAAAAAGGAGAAAAUUGUUGAUCUGCCACAAACUGCCAGCACUGACGUAUGGACGAACCAACACAUUGAUCUGGCCAAAAAAUUGUUUUUACAUCAGCAUCGAAACCAUUUGCAGAAUUACAAGUUAAUAGAAAGAUCCAUAGCACAAGAGUGGUCAUCCCGUGCGGAUGACUUGACGAGGAUUCGAGGUCUCUGGGGUCCGCCUUCUGACUCUCGUUUGGAUAAAUGGAUGUUGGACAUGGUCGAAGGUCCUUGUCGCAUGAGAAAGAAAAUGUGUCAGAAUGACAACUUUUAUGAGCAUUACUGUUACAGAACUCCAGAGAAACAGUCUGAAAAGCCUUCUAAGUUUAAGAUUCCGAUGAGUUUCGACAGCAGAUUGUAUUCAAUGUUAUCAAACCAGAAGAUCAGUGCGCUUGAGAUGAAGUCUGACAACAAAUAUGAACGUUCGGUCAGUGAAAUACAGCACUCUGUUUCCACAGAGUACAAAGAAGUGGAAGAAAAUGAAAUUAACGAUAUGGAAGAUCAAACGAUAUUAAAGUUACUUGAAGCUGGUGAAAAGAUUCGCUCAAUGUUCCGUUGUGCUCGUGUUGAAGGUCUUGACCACGCUGAAGGAUUGUUUCUUUUUGGACAAUUGCAUUUUUACGUUGUCGACGGCGUGACUUUGUUAUCGACGAAGGAAAUCAAAGAUAUCGAUUCACUUCCCGAUGGUGCCCAUGACCCGAUCAUACCAAGAAGUUCACAUGAUUCUGGCCUGUCUGCAUUUAAAAAGAUAUGCACCACGUGGGCUUACGAGGCAGUACGUGAAGUGCACAAGAGGAGAUAUCUUUUACAGGACACAGCAUUGGAGAUUUUCUCAAGCGAUGGAAGGAAUCAUUUGCUUGUUUUUCCCAAGUCGGUUCGAGAUAAAGUUUACAACAAAAUGCUCUCCCUGAUACCAGCCACUCCAAUUGAUUACGUGUCAGGACAAAAACCAGAUACGGAUGUUGAAAGUUUGGGAUUCAUAAACGCAUUCAUCGGCGAGAAAUCGGUAACCCAAAGAUGGGAGAAAGGAGAAAUCUCCAAUUUCCAGUAUCUGAUGUAUCUCAAUACGUUAUCUGGACGUUCGUACAACGAUCUUAUGCAGUAUCCUGUCUUCCCAUGGAUCAUUGCGGACUAUGACAGCGAGGAACUUGACUUGAACAAUCCGGCUACAUUUCGAGAUCUGUCUAAGCCAAUGGGAACGCAGACCGAAGGACGCAAGAAAGAUUUUGAGAAACGUUAUCGUGAGUGGGAUGAUCCAACGAGCGAGACACCAGCCUAUCAUUACGCUACUCAUUAUUCGUCAGCCAUGGUCGUUGCUUCAUACUUAGUCAGGAUGGAACCAUUUGCACAGCAUUUUCUUCGCUUACAGGAUGGCCAUUUCGACCUUCCUGAUCGAAUGUUUCAUGGAGUUAAGGACGCUUGGUUCUCUGCUUCUGAAACAAACAUGGCGGACGUUAAAGAACUUAUACCAGAGUUCUUUUACCUUCCAGAAUUUCUUUUGAAUUCAAAUAGAUUUGAUCUGGGUCAGAAGCAAAGUGGAGUGGUACUUAAUGAUGUUGUGUUACCUCGAUGGGCAAAAGGGGACGCACGGGAGUUUAUCCGUCAACAUCGCAAGGCGUUGGAAUGUGAUUACGUCAGCAGCCGACUUCAUCUCUGGAUUGACUUGAUCUUUGGCUACAAACAGCGAGGAGAUGCUGCCAGAGAAGCUGUUAAUGUUUUUCAUCAUUGGUUUUACGCUGAUAGUGCUGAUAUAACCAAUAUUCACGAUCCUGUGAAAAGAAAUGCUAAAAUUGGAUUCAUCAACAAUUUCGGCCAAACUCCAAGACAGCUAUUUAAGAAGGCUCAUGUAAGCAAAAAAGCUUUCCUGGUUCAAGAUCAGGAACAAUCAAACAGCUCGUUUGUUGUCAAUGCCGACAAAUUGGUUAAUAACUUCACGAAAAUGAUGCCAAGCACUCAGCCAAUUAAAGAAAUUAAAGGUCCAGUUGGUCAAAUCAUUCAAUCGGAUAAAGGGAUUUUGGCGGUAAAGAAGAAUCAUAUAAUGUUUCCUCCUCCUUGUAAUCAAUACGUCGCGUGGGGCUACGGUGAUCUCAGCUUAAGAAUCGGGCAACUGGAUGGAGAUAAGAUUAUCGCUGUGAUGGAAGAUUCCCAAGUUGGUCAGAUUCUCUGCGCUGCUUGUCCCGACUCAAGAACACUCAUUACAGGAGGAAGGAACACUCUGGUGUACGUGUGGAUAGUUGAUCGUGAAAACAAAGAUAAGAGACCUCAACUUGCCAUACACGAAGUUCUAUACGGCCAUCUGCAACCGGUCACGUGUCUUGCUGUUUCGAGCUCUUACAAUCUUAUUGUCAGUGGAUCUGAGGAUAUGACGUGCAUCAUUUGGGAUUUGAAUAAACUGACGUACGUACGACAACUUCGCGGCCAUGUUUCGCCAGUGUCAAACAUUUCCAUAAACAAUUUGACCGGUGAUAUUAUCACGUGUGCGGGCACAUAUCUGUAUCUCUGGUCUGUGAAUGGUCAACUCAUUGUUGAGGAGAAUACUUGUCUUAGACCAACAAACCCUAUUCAUUGCUGUCUUAUGUCAGAGUUGUCUGAAUGGGAUGAAGACGUGAUACUCACUGGGGAUCAAGACGGAGUGGUUAAGAUGUGGAGUGUGGAGUUCUCUGAAGAAAGUGCCAAAUUAUCCAGGACGAGCGACCAAGGAUCAAGAAGCACAAUUUCCUCUUCAGAAGAAGCGGCAGAAGAGGCGGAGGAAGAGACCGAAUUACAGCAAAACGAAUUAACUGUUCCUGGGCAGGACAUUGCUAAGAGCCUCAGUCCUUCAGAAGACUACGUAAUCAUCGACGAUUCCGAAACUCCAACAGUAAAACAGGAAAAACCUGUUGAACCAGCCGUAUGGAAAAGAAGACUGGUAAAGAGAUCACAGCUGACCAUGCAUACCGCAUGCACUCGUGAGGAUAACCGCAUGCCAGCAGCCGUGACCGCAAUGCUUAUAUCCAAAGAUCAUAAGAAAUUGUUCGUCGGAGACGCCCGAGGCCGCGUCUAUAGUUGGUCCGUAAGCGAUACCGCAGGUCGGAUUGCCGAUCAUUGGGUGAAAGACGAGAGCAGUUUCAACUGUACCGGGUGUCAUGUGAAGUUUUCAAUGCGAGAAAGGAAGCACCAUUGCCGCGACUGUGGAAAUGUCUUCUGCUCAAAAUGCAGUGGCUUUCAAUCCAAGAUCCCUUCGUUAAAUAUUUUAACUCCGGUGAAGGUCUGCGUCUCAUGUUUCACAAAACUAAAUGCGCAAUCCAGAUCGAAAAGGUGACGUGACGUUAACAUGUUACUCGAAAUCCAUCCAAUCAAAUUGGGAAAUAUGAUCACGUGAAUCAAUAACGAUCCAAUAAAAUCGUCGCGGGCAUUUAAAUUGGGGCUUUACCAGGAGUAGCUACGGUCAGAUUAUGUUGGUCAUAACGAUAUUAGUUGGAAAUUAGCCUCUUUUUAUGCAAUAUUGGCAGCUAACAAUUAUGAUUUUUCAAGCGAUAAAGUUAGAUAGCAAAUAAUUGAAAAAUAUCAAGGAUUCUUCGAUUCUUCGUCCCGAAGCCACAAGGCUAAUCAAAUAUUCUUAUGCUGAAAGACUCCUCGGUCGUGAAAUAGCGGGCUAAAUCACUCAUUUCUUUAAAUAGACGAAAGAAUUAGAAUUUUCAGUUCAGUUACGUGUUGAAAUGUUUAAAAUAGAUCCAAUGGAACUAUAGAUUUACGAAACUUAUGUCCACAAUGCAACUUCGCGGUAAAGAUACAAAUUUACCUGUAAAAUACUCGUCCUACUACGUUAUGAAAUGACAUAUGAUGCGGCAUGUUCUGGCAAACUAUCACCGGAGAUUAUGAACUAACUGUUGUAAACGGAAUAUAGGUGAUUGAUAUUGUAUUAUUUAAUAUAUUUAUCGAAUUUGAAGUUAAUUUGGAUUCCAAACUAUCUCCGAAAUUUAUAGAAAGAUUUUAAGUUUAUGCCAUUUUGAUGUAACUUUCUACUUUCGGUAAGAUGUUAGUAAGCAACUUCUUAAG